Molecule: messenger RNA, 1805 nt
Organism: Carica papaya (papaya)
Lineage: Eukaryota; Viridiplantae; Streptophyta; Magnoliopsida; Brassicales; Caricaceae
Product: UDP-galactose transporter 1
Source: RefSeq, a predicted model, not a curated record
UAAAAGAACAGAAAAUUAAACGAGAGCAUUUUUUAGUUUUAGUUUGCAGAGAGAGAGAGAGAGAGAGAGAGAGAGGAGAAAAGCACAUGAUUUCAAUGGCACGGGAGAAAACGAGAGACGUUUAGGUUCAACCAGACAAACCUCACACAAACACACAAAACAAACCACAUGGCAGAAGAGUUUGCCCCCUCCGUUACGCUCUCCUCUUCACAUUCUAAUUCUAAUUAGGGUUUUCUAGUCUCUUUCUUUUUUUUUCUCUGUUGCUUAGCUGCUAAUUCAAUUGUCCUCUCUCCUAUUUCUCUCUCUUUCUCUCUCUCUAUCUCACUAUUUAGUCCUCGAGAACCCGUGAAGUUUGAGUUGGGUUUGUGUUUUUUUUUCCUUCUCCUUUCUUUUAGUUUGAUUUGUUACCUUUGGCGAUUUGGAGAGAGAGAAAGAUAGAGAAAUGGAGGAGGGUUGGUUGUGUCAAUGGAGUGUGUUCAGAUCUCUUCUGGCAAUUCUCCAGUGGUGGGGAUUUAACGUCACUGUGAUCAUCAUGAACAAAUGGAUCUUUCAGAAAUUGGAUUUCAAAUUUCCUCUGUCAGUAUCAUGCGUUCACUUCAUCUGCUCAUCCAUUGGAGCAUAUAUGGUAAUCAAGGUACUGAAGCUUAAACCACUGAUCGUGGUUGAUCCAGAAGAUCGUUGGAGGAGGAUAUUUCCCAUGUCUUUUGUAUUCUGUAUUAACAUAGUGUUGGGGAAUGUAAGCUUACGAUAUAUUCCAGUUUCUUUUAUGCAGACAAUAAAGUCAUUCACCCCUGCAACUACAGUUGUUUUGCAGUGGCUUGUUUGGAGAAAAUACUUUGACUGGCGCAUUUGGGCUUCUUUGGUGCCCAUUGUUGGAGGAAUACUCCUGACAUCUGUUACAGAGCUUAGUUUUAAUAUGUUCGGAUUCUGUGCUGCCUUGUUUGGAUGUUUGGCUACUUCUACAAAGACUAUCCUUGCUGAGUCUUUACUGCAUGGAUACAAGUUCGAUAGUAUAAACACUGUAUACUACAUGGCACCUUUUGCAACCCUAAUAUUGGGAGUGCCGGCUAUGCUACUCGAAGGCAAUGGAGUUCUGGAUUGGUUUCAUGCCCACCCGUUUCCUUGGUCAUCUCUUAUCAUUAUUUUCAGCUCUGGGGUGCUGGCUUUCUGUCUCAACUUCUCCAUCUUCUAUGUUAUUCAUUCCACAACUGCAGUUACCUUUAACGUUGCUGGAAACCUUAAGGUUGCAGUUGCUGUUUUGGUGUCCUGGUUGAUAUUCCGGAACCCGAUAUCAAGUUUAAAUGCUGUUGGAUGUGCUAUCACACUUUUAGGAUGUACAUUCUAUGGGUAUGUGAGACACAUGCUCUCCCAACAACCACCCGGCACUCCUCGAACACCAAGGACCCCAAAGAAUAGGAUCGAGCUACUUCCCCUUGUAAAUGAUAAAUUGGAUGAUAAAGUCUAACUAAGAGGUGCCUGAGGCUUGAGGUUCUUUGCUGUUGGAGGUCAUUGAUACAAUCUUAAACGGGGGGGGAGUCUUGUGAAGGAGGGAGCCACUUUACGUGUGAAUUUCCAUCAGAUUACUCAAAAAUUUUCUAAUAUAUGUCCUUUUUGUCUUACUCACGAUUGCCUUCUAACAAAUAUAUACUAGCAAAUGAUAAUUACAAACUGCUAGCAGGGGUGGAGUAUAGCUUUUAGCACAGCAGUGUGAUACACUUUGGAUUCAGUUCUAGGCGGUAUCUGAAUCCCUUGGCUUCUUAGCAUUCACUUGAUCGAGUAAUAUGAAACGCCCGUAUUUUCCAUAA